AUGGAGGAAGUGCAACAGCAGCCCAUUCAAUCAGUUGGUGAAGAUGGUGAAAAGGAGAUGAUGUCUAAUGGCUCUUCUAUGACACAUGAAACUCAACAAGAUGAUGAACCAGAGAUUGUGAUGGAAGGAUCUUCAUUUGUGCAUGGAGGAGCUUCUGAAGAUGAUAAAGGUCCUCCAAAAGUUGAUUCUCAAGUGGAAAUCCUCCAUGAAAAAGUUACAAAGCAAAUCAUUAAGGAAGGACAUGGUGUCAAACCAUCAAAAUAUUCAACUUGCUUUUUGCACUACAAAGCAUGGUCUGAGAGUACCCAACACAAGUUUGAAGACACCUGGCAAGAGCUACAACUAGUUGAAUUGGUCUUAGGGAAAGAGAAAAAGGAAAUGACGGGUUUGGCCAUUGGUCUGAGCUCCAUGAAAUCGGGAGAGCGAGCUGUGUUACAUGUAGGUUGGGAAUUAGGGUAUGGUGAAGAAGGAAACUUUUCUUUUCCAAAUGUGCCACCUAAGGCAAAUAUCAUCUAUGAAGUUGAAUUAAUCGGUUUUGAUGAAACAAAAGAAGGAAAAGCUCGUAGUGAUAUGACAGUAGAAGAGAGAAUAAGUGCAGCCGAUAGAAGAAGAAUGGAUGGAAAUUCUUUGUUCAAAGAAGAAAAAUUAGAGGAGGCUAUGCAACAAUAUGAAAUGGCAAUCGCAUACAUGAAUGAUGAUUUCAUGUUUCAAUUAUAUGGAAAGUAUCAAGACAUGGCUUUAGCAGUUAAGAACCCUUGUCACCUUAACAUUGCAGCUUGUUUGAUAAAGCUCAAACGCUAUGAAGAAGCCAUUGCUCAAUGUGCUAUUGUACUUGUGGAGGAUCAAAAUAAUGUGAAAGCACUAUUUAGGCGAGGGAAAGCUCGGUCAGAACUCGGGCAGACGGAUGCUGCCCGAGAAGAUUUUUUGAAAGCGCGUAAAUUUGCCCCUGAAGAUAAAGCAAUAUUGAAGGAAUUGCGUGUGCUUGAUGAAGAUGAUAAGAUUGUUUAUCAGAAACAAAAGGAGCUUUAUAAAGGCUUGUUUGGACCUAGACCCCAACCUAAAGACACCAAGAGAGUUACUAACUGGUUGGUUUUGGUUUGGCAAUGGCUGGUUUUGUUGUUUUAUCGGCUUUUUGGGGGUAAAAUGGUCAAAACUGAAUGAUUUUGAGGAGUGAGAAUGUUGAGAUGUUAGGUUGAAAUUUGUAAGGUUUUAAUGUGGUUGGUUUAAUUGAAUGCAAAAACUACUAGAACUUGUAUAUGAACUUGUUGCUGUUGUAACAUUAUAUACAUUAUGUAUUCAAGGAAUUUACAUGUGGGGUUGG
Molecule: messenger RNA, 1321 nt
Organism: Lactuca saligna
Lineage: Eukaryota; Viridiplantae; Streptophyta; Magnoliopsida; Asterales; Asteraceae
Source: the annotation of a GenBank genome assembly